Messenger RNA from Anopheles marshallii, 636 nucleotides. RefSeq names its product ras-related and estrogen-regulated growth inhibitor-like. The record is from RefSeq and is a predicted model, not a curated record. NCBI's taxonomy places the organism in Eukaryota, Metazoa, Arthropoda, Insecta, Diptera, Culicidae. Bases 1 to 636 code for a protein of 211 amino acids. Gene Ontology annotation, molecular function: GTPase activity; GTP binding. The transcript is spliced from 5 exons.
AUGACGAAUUUAAACAAGCUCAAGGUGGUCGUCAUUGGCAGUGCCAAAGUUGGCAAAUCAGCCGUCACGGUGCGUUAUCUCACGAAGCGUUACAUCGGGGAGUACAGCUCGGCGCGAGACUUCCUCUAUCGGCACAGCGUCACCUAUGACAACAUUACGACCGAGGUGGAAAUUAUGGACACGUCCCGGUGUGAUAAACGCGGUUGCUUAUACGAGCAUCUACGCUGGGGUGAUGCCUUCGUGGUCGUCUACUCUAUCUGUGAUAAGGCGAGCUUCGAGGAGGCAGCCGACUACCUGCAACAGUUGACCAAGCUGAAGUUGCCCUCGUACUAUACGUUGCUACUGCUGGGCAAUAAAAGUGAUCUCGAUCAUGCGCGGGAAAUUUCGGUUAACGACGGACAGGAGCUUUCGUUCCGAUAUUCUUGUCAGUUCUACGAGGUAUCUGCGGCGGAAAACUUUGCCGGCGUUUCACUCGCAUUCCAUUCGCUGAUACGCGAGGCACGCUCCACCCAGCUAUUCCGGGCACUGCCCAUGCGAAGAAAACUAGGAGUUAACAGUGUAUCGAAGGCGCUCGGCAAUAUCUUUGGCAAGAAUAGCAAAGGCGAACGGAAGAAACGUCCCUCGCUCAGCAUAUGA